AUGAUUGUGGACUUCAGGAAGAGCACUGUCCCCCCACCCCCACCCUCCGUGAUGGACUCCCCCAUCACCUCUGUGGAGUCCUUCCGUUUCCUGGGCACCACCAUCACCCAGGACCUCAAGUGGGAGCCGACCAUCAGCUCCCUCAUCAAGAAGGCCCAGCAGAGGAUGUACAUCCUGCGGCAGCUCAGGAAAGCCAAGCUGCCUGCACAGAUGUUGGUGCAGUUCUACACGGCCAUCAUCGAGUCCAUCCUCACCUCCUCCGUCAUCGCUGGUGUUUCACUAUGGGGCCCUGCUGUCAUCAUCCCUGAUAUGAUCACAUUUAAGCAGUUGGACAGUUUCAGCAGUGACCUGGUGUCUACUGACCUGGUGUAUGCUGACCUGGUGUCUGCUGACCUGGUGUCUGCUGACCUGGUGUCUGCUGACCUGGUGUCUGCUGACCUGGUGUCUGCUGACCUGGUGCCUGCUGACCUGGUGUCUGCUGCAAAGACAAUAAAACAAAUGUAA
Knipowitschia caucasica is the source of this 504-nucleotide messenger RNA. Lineage: Eukaryota; Metazoa; Chordata; Actinopteri; Gobiiformes; Gobiidae. The record is from the annotation of a GenBank genome assembly.